AUGGACCAUUGCAGUGCUCCCAAGAGUACUCUUUCUAUGAAGGUCUGUCGUUAUGGAAACCAAGAAAAUUCUGUGCUCAAAGUGGAAACAGAGACAGAAGUGAGAGUUAAAUAUGAUGGAACUGUACUAGAAGAGUGUGUUACCGCUGGUUCCACGGACGAGGUGGUUGGCACAGUCGAAGUACUGGCAGGAUUCGAGGUGCUCGUCACCGCUGGUUCCAUGGACGAGGUGAUUGGCACAGUCGAAGUACUGCUGGGAAUCGAGGUGCUCAUCACCGCUGGUUCCACAGACGAGGUGGUUGGCACAGUCGAAGUACUGGCAGGAUUCGAGGUGCUAGUCACCGCUGGUUCCACGGACGAGGUGGUUGGCAUAGUCGCAGUACUGCUGGGAUUCGAGGUGCUCGUAACCGCUGGUUCCACGGACGAGGUGGAUGGCAUAGUAGUAGUAGUACUGGCAGGAUUCAAGGUGCUCGUCACCGCUGGUUCCACGGACGAGGUGGUUGACAUAGUCGCAGUACUGCUAGGAAUCAAGGUGCUAGUCACCGCUGGUUCCACGGACGAGGUGGAUGGCAUAGUAGUAGUAGUACUGGCAGGAUUCAAGGUGCUCGUAACCUCUGGUUCCACGGACGAGGUGGUUGGCAUAGUCGCAGUACUGCUAGGAUUCAAGGUGCUCGUCACCCUGGUUCCACGGACGAGGUGCUAUCACCGCUGGUUCCACGGACGAGGUGGAUGGCAUAGUAGUAGUAGUACUGGCAGGAUUCAAGGUGCUCGUCACCGCUGGUUCCACGGACGAGGUGGUUGGCAUAGUCGCAGUACUGCUGGGAUUCGAGGUGCUCGUAACCGCUGGUUCCACGGACGAGGUGGUUGGCAUAGUCGCAGUACUGCUAGGAUUCAAGGUGCUCGUACCGCUGGUUCCACGGACGAGGUGGUUGGCAUAGUCGCAGUACUGCUGGGAUUCGAGGUGCUCGUCACCGCUGGUUCCACGGACGAGGUGGUUGGCAUAGUAGUAGUAGUGGUAGGAUUUGAUGUGCUAGUCACCGCUGGUUCCACGGACGAGGUGGAUGGCAUAGUAGUAGUAGUACUGGCAGGAUUCAAGGUGCUCGUCACCGCUGGUUCCACGGACGAGGUGGUUGGCAUAGUCGCAGUACUGCUGGGAUUCGAGGUGCUCGUAACCGCUGGUUCCACGGACGAGGUGGUUGGCAUAGUCGCAGUACUGGGAUUCGAGGUGCUCGUAACCGCUGGUUCCACGGACGAGGUGGUUGGCAUAGUCGCAGUACUGCUGGGAUUCGAGGUGCUCGUAACCGCCGGUUCCACGGACGAGGUGGUUGGCAUAGUAGUAGUAGUGGUAGGAUUUGAUGUGCUAGUCACCGCUGGUUCCACGGACGAGGUGGAUGGCAUAGUAGUAGUAGUACUGGCAGGAUUCAAGGUGCUCGUCACCGCUGGUUCCACGGACGAGGUGGUUGAGAUAGUCGCAGUACUGCUAGGAUUCAAGGUGCUCGUAAUGUCUGGUUCCACGGACGAGGUGGUUGGCAUAGUCGCAGUACUGCUGGGAUUCGAGGUGCUCGUAACCGCUGGUUCCACGGACGAGGUGGUUGGCAUAGUCGCAGUACUGCUAGGAUUCGAGGUGCUCGUAACCGCCGGUUCCACGGACGAGGUGGUUGGCAUAGUAGUAGUAGUGGUAGGAUUCGAGGUGCUAGUCACCGCUGGUUCCACGGACGAGGUGGAUGGCAUAGUAGUAGUAGUACUGGCAGGAUUCAAGGUGCUCGUCACCGCUGGUUCCACGGACGAGGUGGUUGAGAUAGUCGCAGUACUGCUAGGAUUCAAGGUGCUCGUAAUGUCUGGUUCCACGGACGAGGUGGUUGACAUAGUCGCAGUACUGCUAGGAUUCGAGGUGCUAGUCACCGCUGGUUCCACGGACGAGGUGGAUGGCAUAGUAGUAGUAGUACUGGCAGGAUUCAAGGUGCUCGUCACCGCUGGUUCCACGGACGAGGUAGUAGUACUGGCAGGAUUCAAGGUGCUCGUCACCGCUGGUUCCACGGACGAGGUGGUUGACAUAGUCGCAGUACUGCUAGGAUUCAAGGUGCUCGUAACCUCUGGUUCCACGGACGAGGUGGUUGGCAUAGUCGCAGUACUGCUGGGGUUCGAGGUGCUCGUAACCGCCGGUUCCACGGACGAGGUGGUUGGCAUAGUAGUAGUAGUGGUAGGAUUUGAUGUGCUAGUCACCGCUGGUUCCACGGACGAGGUGGAUGGCAUAGUAGUAGUAGUACUGGCAGGAUUCAAGGUGCUCGUCACCGCUGGUUCCACGGACGAGGUGGUUGAGAUAGUCGCAGUACUGCUAGGAUUCAAGGUGCUCGUCACCGCUGGUUCCACGGACGAGGUGGUUGGCAUAGUCGCAGUACUGCUAGGAUUCGAGGUGCUCGUAACCGCUGGUUCCACGGACGAGGUGGUUGGCACAGGCACAGAAGUACUGGCAGGAUUCGAGGUGCUCGUAACCGCUGGUUCCACGGACGAGGUGGUUGGCAUAGUCGCAGUACUGGUAGGAUUCAAGGUGCUCGUCACCGCUGGUUCCACGGACGAGGUGGUUGACAUAGUCGCAGUACUGCUAGGAUUCGAGGUGCUCGUCACCGCUGGUUCCACGGACGAGGUGGUUGGCAUAGUCGCAGUACUGCUGGGAUUCGAGGUGCUCGUAACCGCCGGUUCCACGGACGAGGUGGUUGGCAUAGUAGUAGUAGUGGUAGGAUUCGAGGUGCUCGUCACCGCUGGUUCCACGGACGAGGUGGUUGGCAUAGUAGUAGUAGUACUGGCAGGAUUCAAGGUGCUCGUAACCGCUGGUUCCACGGACGAGGUGGUUGGCAUAGUAGUAGUAGUGGUAGGAAUCGAGGUGCUCGUCACCGCUGGCUCCACGGACGAGGUGGUUGGCAUAGUAGUAGUAGUACUGGCAGGAUUCGAGGUGCUCGUCACCGCUGGUUCCACGGACGAGGUGGUUGGCAUAGUCGCAGUACUGCUAGGAUUCAAGGUGCUCGUCACCGCUGGUUCCACGGACGAGGUGGUUGACAUAGUCGCAGUACUGCUAGGAUUCAAGGUGCUCGUAACCUCUGGUUCCACGGACGAGGUGGUUGGCAUAGUCGCAGUACUGCUGGGAUUCGAGGUGCUCGUAACCGCCGGUUCCACGGACGAGGUGGUUGGCAUAGUAGUAGUACUGGCAGGAUUCAAGGUGCUCGUCACCGCUGGUUCCACGGACGAGGUGGUUGGCAUAGUCGCAGUACUGCUAGGAUUCGAGGUGCUCGUCACCGCUGGUUCCACGGACGAGGUGGUUGGCAUGGUAGUAGUAGUACUGGCAGGAUUCAAGGUGCUCGUCACCGCUGGUUCCACGGACGAGGUGGUUGGCAUAGUCGCAGUACUGCUGGGAUUCGAGGUGCUCGUAACCGCUGGUUCCACGGACGAGGUGGUUGGCAUAGUCGCAGUACUGCUGGGAUUCGAGGUGCUCGUAACCGCCGGUUCCACGGACGAGGUGGUUGGCAUAGUAGUAGUAGUGGUAGGAUUUGAGGUGCUAGUCACCGCUGGUUCCACGGACGAGGUGGAUGGCAUAGUAGUAGUAGUACUGGCAGGAUUCGAGGUGCUCGUCACCGCUGGUUCCACGGACGAGGUGGUUGGCAUAGUCGCAGUACUGCUAGGAUUCGAGGUGCUCGUAACCGCUGGUUCCACGGACGAGGUGGUUGGCAUAGUCGCAGUACUGCUGGGAUUCGAGGUGCUCGUCACCGCUGGUUCCACGGACGAGGUGGUUGGCAUAGUAGUAGUAGUGGUAGGAUUUGAUGUGCUAGUCACCGCCGGUUCCACGGACGAGGUGGUUGGCAUAGUAGUAGUAGUGGUAGGAUUCGAGGUGCUAGUCACCGCUGGUUCCACGGACGAGGUGGAUGGCAUAGUAGUAGUAGUACUGGCAGGAUUCAAGGUGCUCGUCACCGCUGGUUCCACGGACGAGGUGGUUGACAUAGUCGCAGUACUGCUAGGAUUCAAGGUGCUCGUAACCUCUGGUUCCACGGACGAGGUGGUUGGCAUAGUCGCAGUACUGCUAGGAUUCGAGGUGCUAGUCACCGCUGGUUCCACGGACGAGGUGGAUGGCAUAGUAGUAGUAGUACUGGCAGGAUUCAAGGUGCUCGUCACCGCUGGUUCCACGGACGAGGUGGUUGGCAUAGUCGCAGUACUGCUAGGAUUCGAGGUGCUCGUCACCGCUGGCUCCACGGACGAGGUGGUUGGCAUAGUAGUAGUACUGCUAGGAUUCGAGGUGCUCGUCACCGCUGGCUCCACGGACGAGGUGGUUGGCAUAGUAGUAGUAGUACUGGCAGGAUUCAAGGUGCUCGUCACCGCUGGUUCCACGGACGAGGUGGUUGGCAUAGUAGUAGUAGUACUGGCAGGAUUCAAGGUGCUCGUCACCGCUGGUUCCACGGACGAGGUGGUUGGCAUAGUCGCAGUACUGCUGGGAUUCGAGGUGCUCGUAACCGCCGGUUCCACGGACGAGGUGGUUGGCAUAGUAGUAGUAGUGGUAGGAUUCGAGGUGCUAGUCACCGCUGGUUCCACGGACGAGGUGGUUGGCAUAGUAGUAGUAGUACUGGCAGGAUUCGAGGUGCUCGUCACCGCUGGUUCCACGGACGAGGUGGUUGGCAUAGUAGUAGUAGUACUGGCAGGAUUCAAGGUGCUCGUCACCGCUGGUUCCACGGACGAGGUGGUUGACAUAGUCGCAGUACUGCUAGGAUUCGAGGUGCUCGUCACCGCUGGUUCCACGGACGAGGUGGUUGGCAUAGUCGCAGUACUGCUAGGAUUCGAGGUGCUCGUCACCGCUGGCUCCACGGACGAGGUGGUUGGCAUAGUAGUAGUAGUACUGGCAGGAUUCGAGGUGCUCGUCACCGCUGGUUCCACGGACGAGGUGGUUGGCAUAGUAGUAGUAGUACUGGCAGGAUUCGAGGUGAAGGUGCUGAGGCUCGUCACCGCUGGUUCCACGGACGAGGUGGUUGGCAUAGUAGUAGUAGUACUGGCAGGAUUCAAGGUGCUCGUAACCGCUGGUUCCACGGACGAGGUGGUUGGCAUAGUAGAAGUACUGCUAGGAUUCGAGGUGCUCGUAACCGCUGGUUCCACGGACGAGGUGGUUGGCAUAGUCGCAGUACUGCUAGGAUUCGAGGUGCUCGUAACCGCCGGUUCCACGGACGAGGUGGUUGGCAUAGUCGCAGUACUGCUAGGAUUCGAGGUGCUCGUCACCGCUGGCUCCACGGACGAGGUGGAUGGCAUAGUAGUAGUAGUACUGGCAGGAUUCGAGGUGCUCGUCACCGCUGGUUCCACGGACGAGGUGGUUGGCAUAGUAGUAGUAGUACUGGCAGGAUUCGAGGUGCUCGUCACCGCUGGUUCCACGGACGAGGUGGUUGGCAUAGUCGCAGUACUGCUAGGAUUCGAGGUGCUCGUCACCGCUGGUUCCACGGACGAGGUGGUUGGCAUAGUAGUAGUAGUGCUAGGAUUCGAGGUGCUCGUCACCGCUGGUUCCACGGACGAGGUGGUUGGCAUAGUAGUAGUAGUACUGGCAGGAUUCGAGGUGCUCGUCACCGCUGGUUCCACGGACGAGGUGGUUGGCAUAGUAGUAGUACUGCUAGGAUUCGAGGUGCUCGUCACCGCUGGUUCCACGGACGAGGUGGUUGGCAUAGUCGCAGUACUGCUAGGAUUCGAGGUGCUCGUCACCGCUGGUUCCACGGACGAGGUGGUUGGCAUAGUAGUAGUAGUGGUAGGAUUCGAUGUGCUAGUCACCGCUGGUUCCACGGACGAGGUGCUCGUAACCUCUGGUUCCACGGACGAGGUGGUUGGCAUAGUCGCAGUACUGCUGGGAUUCGAGGUGAUAGUCACCGCUGGCUCCACGGACGAGGUGGUUGACAUAGUCGCAGUACUGCUAGGAAUCAAGGUGCUAGUCACCGCUGGUUCCACGGACGAGGUGGAUGGCAUAGUAGUAGUAGUACUGGCAGGAUUCAAGGUGCUCGUCACCGCUGGUUCCACGGACGAGGUGGUUGACAUAGUCGCAGUACUGCUGGGAUUCGAGGUGCUCGUAACCGCCGGUUCCACGGACGAGGUGGUUGGCAUAGUCGCAGUACUGCUAGGAUUCGAAAUGCUCGUAACCGCCGGUUCCACGGACGAGGUGGAUGGCAUAGUAGUAGUAGUGGUAGGAUUCAAGGUGCUCGUAACCUCUGGUUCCACGGACGAGGUGGAUGGCAUAGUAGUAGUACUGCUAGGAUUCGAGGUGCUCGUCACCGCUGGUUCCACGGACGAGGUGGUUGGCAUAGUCGCAGUACUGCUAGGAUUCGAAAUGCUCGUAACCGCCGGUUCCACGGACGAGGUGGAUGGCAUAGUAGUAGUAGUGGUAGGAUUUGAUGUGCUAGUCACCUCUGGUUCCACGGACGAGGUGGAUGGCAUAGUAGUAGUACUGCUAGGAUUCGAGGUGCUCGUCACCGCUGGUUCCACGGACGAGGUGGUUGGCAUAGUCGCAGUACUGCUAGGAUUCGAAAUGCUCGUAACCGCCGGUUCCACGGACGAGGUGGAUGGCAUAGUAGUAGUAGUGGUAGGAUUUGAUGUGCUAGUCACCUCUGGUUCCACGGACGAGGUGGAUGGCAUAGUAGUAGUACUGCUAGGAUUCGAGGUGCUCGUCACCGCUGGUUCCACGGACGAGGUGGUUGGCAUAGUCGCAGUACUGCUAGGAUUCGAAAUGCUCGUAACCGCCGGUUCCACGGACGAGGUGGAUGGCAUAGUAGUAGUGGUAGGAUUCGACAUGCUAGUCACCGCUGGUUCAAUUACUGAAAUGUCACCUCGGGAAUUUUCGAGCCCCGUAGUAGAAACUGUAGGAAUCGAUAUCUCCGAUUUGCGCAACAGAUGGCCGAACUCUGCUGAUGUUUUUCCUUCUGAUAACUUCGUGGUCGUACUGGGGACAAUCAGUGUUGGUUGUGUAUGCACCUCUGUUGAUUGCCCAGGCGUGGAUACCUCCUGCGCGGGUGUCGCAGAACUAACUGUUAUAUCAGGUCUUCCACUUGCUGUCGUCCCGGACUCGAAAGGAAUCCCAGAUGUCGAUUUUUCCACAGUAACAGAAACAGAAGACCCGACGUGGUCUGCACCUGUGGUCGUAAUCGUAGAAACUUUCGAAGUGGCUGUGACAGAAACACUUCCCACGGUUGCUGACUGCGCUGAGGUUACAAAAGUAGGAGUGGAUAACUUUCCUUUCGUAGUUUCAGGAAUAGCAGUGGGUAAAUUACCUGAGGUUACCGAAGCGGUAAUGGGUGACUUCUCCGAAGUAGAGGGAAGAGCAGUGCUAUCCUUAGCACUUACCGCAGUUGCCUCAGUUUCUUUCGUUGUCUUCUUAUCAGCUGGACUUGUUACCGUCAUGUCCCCGAGAGGUUCUGUACUUCCUGAUAUCAUGGUUGUUGGAUCCGGUAUUUUUGUAGUAGUUACCACCUCGGACGGAGUUGUGACAAUGGCGGGAGAUGUUGCCGGGUCUGAGGUCAUCGGCGUUUUUGAAGUAUCAACUGCAUUCGUAGAGGAGGGACCAGUAAGUGGGAUUGAUGUCGACUCAGAUUUCGAUGUAGUGCUUUGGAUUGACGUACUCUCUUUCGAUUCUACAGUUGUAGAAGUUUUCGGUGUCGAAGGUUGUGCUGUUGAAGGUGACGGACUCGAAGCAAGGAUCUCUUCCGAUGUUGUAACCGCAGACGUCGAUGUAGGAUCUUCACUAUGA
This is a messenger RNA of Necator americanus (New World hookworm), 7749 nucleotides long. RefSeq lists its product as uncharacterized. The record is from RefSeq and is a predicted model, not a curated record. NCBI's taxonomy places the organism in Eukaryota, Metazoa, Nematoda, Chromadorea, Rhabditida, Ancylostomatidae. The coding region runs from base 1 to 7749 and encodes 2582 amino acids. The transcript is spliced from 7 exons.